UUGAGUUUGUACUUCUUCAGCUGAACAUGAAAGUCUGGAAAUUCUGUCUCUUCUUCAUCUUUUUACUUCUAAGCUCAACACUUGGGGAGGACACAGUGGCAGAAGACAUUGAUGUCUACCAGCUGGAGCGUUUAGUGGAGUUGCUGACGUCUAAGGAGUGUGAGGACCUUCUGCUUGCCCUCUCUCACCCAGAUGAGAACAUCUUCCAGCAUCUCGAGCGCCUCUCACCAGAGAAAAAUCAGCUAGAUCUGAAGCCUCGAGUCAAGAGAGACGCCUCCUCUGCUGAGGUAGAUAGCGAGGCUCAGUGCCGGACGGCGCUGACAGACUGGCUGCUGAGGAACGGCGAGCAGACCUACUACGACAGGCUUUCACGCGCCUUGCAGCACAUCGGCAGAACAGACAUCGCCAUUGAAGUGGGGAAGAACAUCAACCAGGACAAAGCCUUGAGCCUGAAACGCUACGUUGACGAUUAUCACAAAUUCGUGAGCUCUUUAAACGUCCCAUCAGAUGCAAAACCCCCCCAGCAUGCAGGCCAGAGGGUCAGAAAAAGAAAAGUGAGGGAUCUCACAUGGCGUGACCUGGAUCUGAUUGUAGAGCGGGCUCCUGUCCCUCUGUACCAGAAAGGGCCUUUGGACGUGGCUCUGCCUCUCUUGUAUGGCAUCCUGCUGGGCUUCGGAGGCACCUUGCUUGCGGGCAUCUUCAUCCUCCUCGUCAUCAUCCGCAUCUCCCGCAGACAACAGCAGAGCCAACGCGCCGGGGUCACUAAAAGUUCCAGCUGUAAGCUCAUGGUUGGAGAUGCGAUGUUGGAAGUUGCAGCUUCUGGGAGGUCAAAUCAGCAGUUUAGAAAAGUAGUCUAGAAAGCAAAAAAGGAGAAAAUAAAGUUGGCAUCAUCCCCAACACUUCA
This is a messenger RNA of Seriola aureovittata, 904 nucleotides long. Its product is annotated as transmembrane and death domain protein 1-like. Bases 27 to 857 code for a protein of 276 amino acids. The record is from RefSeq and is a predicted model, not a curated record. Gene Ontology annotation, molecular function: protein binding. Lineage: Eukaryota; Metazoa; Chordata; Actinopteri; Carangiformes; Carangidae. Gene Ontology annotation, biological process: signal transduction. The transcript has 5 exons.